GUCGCGUGUCACUCUCCGGUACUUCACAGCUGUCGGUGUAACAGGAGCUUAACUUUAUUCACUAACAGAGACAGAGAUACAGGGACAGCGGCUCGAAACUUCGACACACACGCAGAAAUGCGAUUUAAAACUAAAGGAGUGACUGACCAGAACAUUUCCCAGAUGAAGAAAUGAGUGCUGAAGUUAGUACAAUUCCAGCGUUACACACGUUUUUGGAUUCCUGUUGGUCUAAACCGUUCAAUAGAGUACAUUCAAACGACAUCGCCCCAUGGCUUACGGCCCCCGUGGCUGUUUAUGACCCACCUGUCACCUGUAACUCUAAAAUGGACCCGGAUCAGCCCAACUCAACUCCUGAUGAGUCCACAGAACUGGCCGCAGAGUUUCAGACCCAGCUCGACUUGUUCCUCAAACUGGGGUUUUCCCAGACUCAGGUCCGCGCUGCCUUCCUGAAACUCGGCCUCAGUGCAGACACCAAUAAAGUUUUGGGAGAGCUAAUACAGGCUGGUGGAGAAACUGAGGAACCCACGGGAUCCCCGGUGCUGGUUCCACGUGGAGAUGGUAGCAGUAAGGCCCGAAUUGCCCAGACACACUCUCGUAACUCUCCAGAAGAGCUUGUAGAAGAUGAAGAUGCGCUCCGACCGAUUGUUAUAGAUGGAAGUAAUGUAGCCAUGAGCCAUGGGAACAAGGAAGUUUUCUCCUGUCUGGGAAUUCAGUUAGCAGUGAAUUUUUUCCUGGAGCGAGGUCACACUGACAUCACGGUGUUUGUGCCUUCCUGGAGAAAAGAACAACCACGACCUGAUGUGCCAAUUACAGAUCAGCACAUACUACGAGAUCUCGAGAGGAGAAAACUUCUAGUAUUCACGCCGUCGAGAAGGGUGGCCGGAAAACGUGUGGUUUGCUACGAUGACCGUUUCAUAGUAAAGCUGGCGUAUGACUCCGAUGGCAUCAUUGUGUCCAAUGACACCUAUCGAGAUCUCCAGGGAGAACGUCCAGAAUGGAAACGUUUCAUCGAGGAGAGGCUUUUAAUGUACUCGUUCGUCAAUGAUAAAUUUAUGCCCCCCGAUGACCCCUUGGGAAGACAUGGUCCCACCCUGGACAACUUUCUGAGGAAGACUCCACGUUUACCUAAGAAGCAGCCAUGUCCUUACGGAAAGAAGUGCACUUACGGAAUCAAAUGUAAAUUCCAUCACCCGGAGAGAAGCAAGCAAUCCCAGCGUGCCCUGGCGGACGAGCUACGAGACAAAGCCAAAAUAUCAGCCGCACCUCACAAACCACAGUCCAUCUCUGUUGGGCACAGUCACAGUCCAUCUCUAGAGGAAGUUCUGGAACACAAACUAACCCUGGACCCGAGCGGAUCCCUCAAGAAAAAUUACGCUAGUGAAAACGUACUCGUCAUCAAAGGACCCCCUCAGCCAACUCAGAAGAAGUUUUCUUCGAAGAGAGAACACCACCAUUCACCGACAGGUCUGGGCUCUUAUACUUACGGAUCUCAGGAGUGUUUGGAUUCCGGUUUAGGUUCCUACGAAAGUCAAUUUCCAGAUGCACCCCAGAUCGAGCGCCACUAUGAAAUCGACCACAGGAAGUCCAAACCAUCCACCGGUGGGCGGCACCAUAGCGUUCAAGCUAACAGACAACCAUGCAGUUGCUGCUCCCAUGAAUCUCAAAGCAUUAAUGGAGGCAAUAUGCACCACAGCAUGGGUUUGCCAAACUUACCAAACCCAGAACACAGGGGUUACAGUCAACCUCGCUAUCAUUCAUACGGAGGAGGUCCGGUUUAUCCAUCCGUCAACAUGUCACAGUAUUCGUUUCAUCACAGCAGUGCUCCUCCACCCCAUCAUGGCUACUGGUCAGAUCAUUAUGGUGGUUAUCCUCCAACGUCCCACAAUUCAGUGCAGGAAGAAAGAGGACAUGGGCCUUGGUCUCAUUCCCAGCCCAAUCCUCAGUGGUCCGAGAGGGAGCAGGUGAGGAAAAAAUUGCUGGCAAUUUUCAAUGCACGUCUUGUAGACCGAGCCAUGGAAAUGUUUCCUUACAUCCUUGAUCCGCAAAGACUUGCUGCAGAGAUCUUGACUCUUCAAUCUCAGGGUGGAGCUUUUUAAAGUUGAGGAUGUUGAAGGACUAGUCAAAAAUAUUAAGACUUUUUGGAGCUUAGUUUUUAUGUCUGUUGUGCUCCACCCACAGUGAAACCUCAUUGGUCCAAAAUCCUACAUAGCUGAAAACUCAUUAUGUUUUGUUGCAGUAAAUAAAUACAGUACAGUAUAAUGUUUGUAAUGAUGAUGAAGGCAUUUUUAUGCCAACUUGUGUAAAAGAAAUGAAACUUAAACAAUGGACUGUUGACACACAUCGUGUCUUAAAUUUCGACAUGAACCUUUUUAAGCUAUUUUAAAGGUUUUUGAAUGUAUUUUUAUUACAUGCAUUUGGUAAAUUAACCAAUGGUUGCAUUAACCAACAAGGUGUUCCCUUUUGACUAUAGUUCUCAAGAGUUCAAUAUUUAGUUUUGUCAGCUUUUUAGCAAAACAUGACAUCAGGUGAUGUCCGGACAAUGUGUGAAUUGUGGUUCUGAGGAUCUGCAGUACCAUUUAAGUUAAAUGUGUUGGCACUGUGUGCUUUAACAUUUGUUAAUCCGAGCUAUCAGAACGGUAGAAGUGUACACACCCUUUGGUGUAAUUUCUUAUUUUUAUUGCUUUUUACUUGUGAAAUAUCAUACAGAAUGCAAUUGUUCAAUUCAAAGUUCUCAAAUGUAAAUACCAAAAAUUGCAAAUCAGAAGUUGAACGGUCAUUCCUAGUAUAGAUGAGGAACACUUAAGCAUUUAAGUGCCCUUAUUAGUUUGCAUUGAUUGAAGUCAAAGGGAGUUUAUGAUAUUGUGUAGGCAACAUUUUGCCAUUGUUUCAUUAAACUGCUUUUGCAACAUGUAAAUCUGAAUAUGUUCUCUGUAUGCUUGUGUUUUAUAAACUAAAAAAUAAAUAAAUUGCAUAUUUAUCUACA
Molecule: messenger RNA, 2983 nt
Organism: Paramisgurnus dabryanus
Lineage: Eukaryota; Metazoa; Chordata; Actinopteri; Cypriniformes; Cobitidae
Gene: zc3h12ab
Product: zinc finger CCCH-type containing 12Ab
Biological process (GO): 3'-UTR-mediated mRNA destabilization
Cellular component (GO): nucleus; cytoplasmic ribonucleoprotein granule
Molecular function (GO): mRNA binding; RNA endonuclease activity; metal ion binding
Source: RefSeq, a predicted model, not a curated record